AUGGCUUCCCAUGUACUCAGGAGCCAACCUUUACGACUCUCAGUACAUGCUGUCCUUGUUCACAGAUUAGUCUUUGAAGCAUGGGUCUUUGACAAGAGCGGCAUGUACGUGUCUGAACCAUUGGGCCUCAUGCAAGACCGAGCUACAGUUCUCUUAAUCUUACUUCAAUACAGCCAAAAAUCCCGAGAGAAUCUGGGCUGGCGAAGUUUGGAGCGCAACGAGCAGAAUCAAGCAUACGUCACUGUUAGGGAUACCAAAACACAGUACUUUUUGGAAAACAUGCCUUUUGUCCAGCGUGGCGAACUUUUCAACGAUGGCCUUGCCUGUUAUCGCGCCAGUUCCGCUCCAGGACAAUCGCCGUAUCACGUCGUCAAGUUCAAGUGGUGCAUCCCUAGAUUGCAAAAGGAGCCGCAUAUGCUGUACAAAGCCAAAGAGAAAAUGAUAAAAGGCGUCAUAUCCCUAGUAUAG
Messenger RNA from [Torrubiella] hemipterigena, 468 nucleotides. The record is from the annotation of a GenBank genome assembly. Lineage: Eukaryota; Fungi; Ascomycota; Sordariomycetes; Hypocreales; Clavicipitaceae.